Mesoplodon densirostris (Blainville's beaked whale) is the source of this 5348-nucleotide messenger RNA. RefSeq names its product zinc finger protein 286A (gene ZNF286A). The coding region runs from base 960 to 2372 and encodes 470 amino acids. NCBI's taxonomy places the organism in Eukaryota, Metazoa, Chordata, Mammalia, Artiodactyla, Ziphiidae. The record is from RefSeq and is a predicted model, not a curated record. Gene Ontology annotation, molecular function: DNA-binding transcription factor activity, RNA polymerase II-specific; RNA polymerase II cis-regulatory region sequence-specific DNA binding. Gene Ontology annotation, biological process: regulation of transcription by RNA polymerase II. The transcript has 4 exons.
UCUCUGCUGGUUAUUGAAAUUCCACCUUAUUUCUUAGAGUGCAGACGCACUCCCUUCUUUUUGAUGUGGAGUUUCUGUGUCCACUAGAGCUGAAUUCUAAUUCUAAGAGACAAGUCGAGUGACUAAAGGGCUCAGUGGAAAAUGUUUUCUGCUUCUUCGUGGUAUCUUGUCCAUCUAGUAUUUAUUAUCACUCAGCAGGCAUAGAAGGAGCAUUGCCCUUCUUUAGCCCAUUAGCUAAUUUCUAUGCUUGUUAUUUGGGAAACGAUUUUAAAAGACAAUGUGGUGCAUACCUCUUAAAAUGUAUGUUUCACUGGGGGAAACAACAUACACAUGACUGUUAAGUAGGAAUUUAAGAAAACACCUGAAGUGCUGGAGUGAAUUAUGAACAUAGUGAGUACUCAAAUAGUUCAAAGGAAUGCUGGAAUAGGAAGCCUAUAGAAGAUUUAAUUUAAAGAGUUAGAAUCCAGCCCAGCAAGAUGAUGAAUGCGGAUGUAUUUUAGAGGUGAACUGUUACCAAGUUAUAACUCAGUUUCCAAACUCUCACUUCCCCAAGGGCAAAUAUUAAGAAUUGCUGAAUUUAAGUGGUAGUUGUAUAUGGGUGAUUAGUGUGUUAGUCUCUCAACUUUUUGCAUGUCUGAACAUUUUUCUUAAACGAAGGUGAGUGGGAGAAGAGAGUUCUCCAUGGUGUGUGUCAUACCACAAUGCAAAGAUUCCUCCACUAGCCUCUCUUUUUGCUACUUUAAUCCAAAGUGUGAAAGUGGACAUUGCACAUCGCUGCCGUUUGUCAACGUGAUUUCUCAGGAUCCUUGUAUACUUGCUUGCCUCCAUUGGUUUCUUGAAUACCUUACGUGAAUAUUGAAGACUUUAUUAGUCAAGAAGCUUUAAGUUGCACCUGAUGAAAACUCGAUUCAAACUGGCUUAAGCAAAAAGAGGCAUCAGUGACAUUCAAGGAUGUGGCCAUGGACUUUACCCCAGAGGAGUGGGGGAGGCUGGAUCCUGCACAGAGGGACGUGAUGCUGGAGAACUACAGGAACCUGGUCUCGCUCUGGCUUCCAGUUUCCAAACCUGAGAACCACAAUUUGGAGAAUGGAAAGGAACCAUUGAUGCUUGAGAGAAAAGCCCCCAAAAGCAGCUGUUCAGACUCAGAGACUAGACCCGGAAGCAAAGAUUCAACUCCAGUGCAAGAUUUUUCCAAAGAAGGAUCAUGCCAGGUUGCAGUCAUAGACAGGCUGACAAGGAAUGGUGUCUGUGACUCCAACUUGGAAACAACUCUCACAUGUGAAAACCGGUUAGAGAAUCAGCAAGGAAAUCAGGAGAGAUGCUUAAGAGAUAUGUUCACCCACAUGAAUUCACUCCCGGAAGAGAGAGCUCGUGAGCAUGAUGUUUACUGGAAAAACUUGAACCAGAAGUCAGUACUUCUCACUCAAGACAGAGUUCCCAAAGGAUCCUGUGCCUUCCAUACCCUUGAAAAAAGAUUGAAACAGAAAUCAACCUUAAUGAAAAAGCAGAGGACCUACAAAGAGAAGAAACCUCAUAAAUGUAAUGACUGUGGUGAGCUCUUCACUUACCAUUCAGUGCUCAUUCGACACCAGAGAGUCCAUACCGGGGAAAAACCCUACAGCUGCACCGAGUGUGGGAAGUCUUUCAGCCACAGGGCCAAUUUAACUAAACAUCAGAGAACUCACACUAGAAUUCUCUUCGAGUGCAGUGAAUGCAAGAAGGCCUUCACAGAAAGCGCAUCCCUUGCAAUACAUCAGAGGAUUCACAUUGGAGAGAGACCGUAUGAGUGCAGUGAGUGUGGGAAAGGCUUUAAUCGAAGCACACACCUCGUGCAGCACCAGCUGAUCCACACAGGGGUGAAGCCUUAUGAAUGCAACGAGUGUGAUAAAGCCUUCAUUCAUUCUUCAGCACUCAUUAAACAUCAAAGAACUCACACUGGAGAGAAACCCUAUAAAUGUCAGGAAUGUGGGAAAGCCUUUAGCCACUGCUCAUCCCUUACCAAACAUCAGAGGGUUCAUACCGGAGAAAAACCCUAUGAAUGUAGUGAAUGUGGAAAAACCUUCAGUCAGAGCACACAUCUUGUUCAGCAUCAGAGAAUUCACACCGGAGAGAAACCCUACGAGUGUAACGAAUGUGGGAAAACCUUCAGCCGGAGCUCAAAUUUCGCUAAACAUCAAAGAAUUCAUAUUGGGAAGAAACCAUACAAAUGUAACGAAUGUGGAAAAGCCUUCAUUCAUUCAUCAGCCCUUAUUCAACACCAGAGAACUCAUACUGGGGAGAAACCCUAUAGGUGUAACGAAUGUGGAAAAAGCUUUAAGUGCAGUUCAUCCCUCAUCAGGCAUCAAAGGAUUCACAUGGAAGAGCAGCCCUGAAAAAUGACUGAAUGUGAAGAAAUGUGAGUUGGUUUUAUCGCUGUGUUAAAUACCUGAGCAAUUUGUGUGGAAGACGCAUAAACUGCUGCCUGAGGACCAGUUCUGUGUGUAUCUAACUCUACUUACAUAAUACAUAGCUUUGAGGCAUAAACAGAAUGUUCCUUAUAUCCAUUGAUUUGAUCAUUCUGAAUGCUUCCAGCCAGGAAUCUCAAAGGUUGAUCCCUAACCCACCCCCCUUCCCCCCCAAUGCCCUUUUGUGGAAAUUCAGAAAAUCCUUGGGAGUGGGUAGCAAUGCAAUCAAUGUGAAAUCCAGUUCCCCCCUCUUUGUCACAUCAAAGUCUGUUAUAGCAUCUCACUUUGUAAGGAAAUUCUUAUCUGGUAGGUGAGGCAGAGGGCUCAUAUUCUUAUCAUUGGGAAGACACAGAGCUGUUCCUCUUUGAAUCCAAAGUGGAGACCCAGAUAUACAGAGAAUGUCAUUUCUUUUACAUUAACUAUAAAAACUUAAAGGUUAAGUGCUGAAAUGUGCUUUGGAUUCCCUCCCAACCCCAAAGGCUACUAUCAUUUGAUGAAUAUAAGAGGUCUAAAUUAUGCUCACAUGGGUUAUGCUGAGAUUUAGAUGAUUAUUAUCCCCCUGCUGGGUACAUCUUCACUUUACACUUCCUUGGAAGUUACCCUGAGGUAGAGAAAGAGUCAGAACCUUAACUGUAGUUUUUGAUCAAGUCCCUCUUUUCUUAUCCUUGGCACUGAAUGAAUCCUUGGUUUUCUGUAAUCACAGUAUUAGGGAGAUUUCAUUUCUUUACCUUAUUCUGCUCUCUGUAAGGUAUGUUUUGUCACUUGGAGAGAAAGCCGCUGGGAUGUGCAGAGUGAAAAGUUGAUGGGUUCCAUAUAGGGUCUUGGACAAAAAGAAGAACUGAAGCAGCUUUGAGGCACAAACGCCGUGUCACAUACAGAAGAGAGUCACAGGACAAUGACUUCAAGAGGACAAGCGGCUUCUCCCCGUACCCCACACCCCGGGAAGUAGUUGCCGUUUCUCAGGCCUCCCGUUUACCCACAGUUUUUUGUUGUCCUCCUGUAUGUCGGUUGGUCUUUGCUGUAUCCCAGGGCUCCAAGGAAGGUAGAAAAGGCUUGAAGCCAUAGUGAUCGAUUGACAUGAGUUACAUGGGUGACCAAAGAACCAUGUGAUGGGAUUGGAAACACAAAAGCAAAAGUUCAAAUAAAUAUUUAGCAAAACACUAUACAAAUGUCAGUUUUUAUUGUUGCUCUGUUAUAUGGUGUGAAAAGAAGAUUAUAGAAAAGAUAGAGAGGGAAAGAUUAGUUACAGGUUUCUUCUUUCUCCUCUCCUAAAUCCUAUCCUUGGACCUUCAGCAAUCAGCCCACACUCUUCCCCCUGGCUGGCACAGGACAAAAUAAACAGAGCUCAGCCCUCUCAUCACCUCGAUAUUCAGAUUAACGGUCUGAGGUGGAAGUUGACAAGCUAUGGCCUGGACCCACUACCUAGUUCUGUAAAUAAUGUUUUAAUUGGAACUGGGCUUCACUCAUCAUUUACAUGUGUUUGGCUGUUUUUGUGCUAAAACAGCAGAGUUGAGUAGUUAGAGCAGAGAUUACAUGUCCCGGAAAAUAUUUGCUGUUUCUCAACAGGCCAAAUGCUUGAGUGAGAAGAAAUUCAUCUGGGAGCCAAUAUUUGGCUAACCCAAAAUCAAUGGGUUUGAAUUCUGCCACCUCCACUUGGCAAUUAUGUGACUUUGGAAAGCUACUUACUGCUUCUGAGCCCCAGUUUGCUUAUCUGUAAAAUGGGGACAGAUCAACCCUUUCUCAAGGCUGUUGUGAGGAAAAGACAAUGAAUGUAGAGAACCUGGCACAUAGUUGUAUUGAGAGACCUCCUCCACCUCUCCCUCGCUUUCUCUCUGUCAUUAGUUUCCAGGAGCCCUCACAUACGCUAAAAUCCACAGAUGCUCAAGUCCCUUGUAUAAAAUGGUGUAGUACAGUCGGCCCUCCGUAUCUGUGGCUUUUGCAUCCUCAGAUUCAACCAACAAUGGAUGGAAAUUUGGAUCCACUGUUGGUUGAAUCUGCUGAUGCAAAACCCUCGAAUACGGAGGGCCAACAGUAUUUAUUGAAGAAAUCCCCAUAAGUGGACCUGAGCAGUUCAAACCCAUGCUGUUGGAGGAUCCACUGUUACAUAUAUCUUAAUGAAGUAGUGAGUCUGUUUUAGGCUACCUGUAACAAAAUGUCAUUGACUAAGUGGCUUAUUUAAACAACCUUCUCACAGUUCCAGAGACUGGGAAGUCCAGGAUCAAGGCCCUGGCAGCUUCAGUGUCUGGUGAGGCCCCCUCCCCAGUUCUCAGAUGGCUAUCUUUUCACUGUGUCCUACCAUGGUGGAAGGGCAGGGGAGCCCUCUGGGGCCUCUUUCAUGAGGGUGCUAGUCCCAUUCAUGGGGGCUCUACCCUUAUGACCUCAUCCCUUCCCAAAGGUCCUGCCUCCAAAUACCACCACUUCGGGGAUUGGGGUUCCACAGGAAUUUGGGGGGGGACACAAAACAUUCGGUCUAUAGCAAGUGACUAAGCAUCAAUCAGAAAUGACUUAAGAAUGAGUGAGUCUUCCACACCUUUACUUACUGAUCUAGAGCUGACCAUCCUGCUGCCUGGCGUAUCAUAGAGAAGGGCUUCACUUCUUUCUGCUCUUGCUUCCAUCUGGUGCGGCUCCCUGCACCGCCUCCUGGAGACCUCGUGGAAUCUGCCUUUUUUCCUUCUAAUUAUCACUUAACCAGGAGCCACACCAUGGUUCCAGAGACUCAAGUAUUAUUGUCGUUUAGUUAGUGUCAAAGGACUUACUCUAAGCUAGUUUUACUGAGAGCUCUGGCCCUUUGCGUUUCAGUAUUUGUUCCUUUUAUGCUUGGAGUUCGAUCAGUUCUGACUGUGUAUUUGUGCUCCCACAGGAAUCUUGGAAGUUUUAGUGUUCUGCUUUUCAAAUGUUUUUGGU